CUUGUUGCCAUGCGACGGUGAAGAUACAGUUUACGGAUACGAAGGGUGGCGUAAAUGAAGAAAACAAUUGCGCAUUUUUGGUAAACAUUUUGAGGAUUUUUUUCGCUCAUUACUAUUUACAGUCUACAGUUUCCCUUCAGCUUAAGCAUAUCAGCCAUGCCGCUUCCAGACAGACUGUUUUGUGCCGAGCAGAUCAACAUCCCACCAGAACUACCUGACAUCCUCAAAAAUUUCAGCAAAGCAGCCAUCCGAACACAGCCCAUGGACUUGCUGGCCUGGAGUGCAGCGUACUUCAAUGCAUUGUCUAAAGGAGAGUGUCUCCCCGUCAAGGACAGACUAGAAUAUAAUGACAACACCCAGAAUCUGGACCCCAGCUUGACUCCAGGUCUGCUGAAAAUCCUACACAAACAGUUGUCCUCCAGGAAAACAUGCAGCCGAGAGGACCUGCAGACCAAAUGGAAGGGCUUGAGUCUUUCCCCCAAUCAGCUGGAUACUCUGUUGUCCUUGGGCGGCUUUGAUUCAGAAAUCGACUGGAUUGAGUUUUUUGCUCUGGGCUGCAGCGCUCUAGGAGGGACCCUUCUAAGCUCUAUGAAGUUUGCCUGCGAGAUUCUGACAAAUGAUGAGGAGGGUGGUGCUGCAAGGAUCCCAUUUGAUACCUUUGUCCAAAUCUAUACUUUCUUGGCUCGCCUAGAUGGAGAUGUUCCACAGGAACACAUUGACAUCUUCCUCAACAGUUUAAAGCCACAGGUGGAGCUCCAACAUGGGAUGAUAAAACCUGGAAAUUUCAGCCAUUGGGAAGAUAUGGACUUUAAAUCUGGAGCAACAGCAAACACUGACCAAGAGUGAAUAAAUGUUGGUGACUAAAACA
Molecule: messenger RNA, 868 nt
Organism: Oryzias melastigma (Indian medaka)
Lineage: Eukaryota; Metazoa; Chordata; Actinopteri; Beloniformes; Adrianichthyidae
Gene: ropn1l
Product: rhophilin associated tail protein 1-like
Exons: 6
Coding region: 157-846 (229 amino acids)
Source: RefSeq, a predicted model, not a curated record